This is a messenger RNA of Aricia agestis (brown argus), 3173 nucleotides long. It is a transcript of the gene Gcn5, whose product is annotated as histone acetyltransferase KAT2A. Gene Ontology annotation, biological process: chromatin remodeling; positive regulation of transcription by RNA polymerase II. Gene Ontology annotation, molecular function: protein binding; histone H3 acetyltransferase activity. Bases 168 to 2612 code for a protein of 814 amino acids. Gene Ontology annotation, cellular component: histone acetyltransferase complex; nucleus. The record is from RefSeq and is a predicted model, not a curated record. The transcript has 19 exons. NCBI's taxonomy places the organism in Eukaryota, Metazoa, Arthropoda, Insecta, Lepidoptera, Lycaenidae.
UUAUGUAUUUGUGGUAGUGGUGAUUGUUGUUUUGCAAGCUUGUUUCCUAGAGUUUAAUCAAAAAAUACAAGUCAAUCGUGGUUUCUAAGAAUUUGAUAAUGUUCAAGAGCAAGUAAUUAAUAUCAAAGUAUUAGUUUUACGUGGUGAAGCGAGGGUACGCAAGUACUAUGUCCUCUCAUUUGACAGUUGAGAUCCGUCAUAGCGAAAUCCCUGAUAUCGCUAUGACAGGAGCAGACGCGGAUUCUACUCAAACAAACGCUCACGAAGCUGGUUCAAGUGCAAACACAGAUGAUGCAUCCUCAAGCAAUGGAGCAACCUCUGCCAGUGGUGACGGACAUACCUCUAGACAGUCCAACUUACAGAGAAUACAACAACGGAAGCAGCAAAUUUACAACUGGCCACAUAACAAGAAACUACUCAAACUGGCAAUUUAUUCAAUAUGCCAAACCCCAGAGUGUAACUGCACUGGUUGGAAGGCACCAACAACCCAACAAAAUCCCAAGGAAAACAUCCGUGCCGACAGUCAGUUAGCUGGAAACUUUUCUGAACCUUGCAGGCAUUGCAAGCACACACUAGAAAAACAUGUAACACACCUACAAGGGAUGCCUGUUGCUGAAAUAAAUAGACUCCUAGGAGCUAUAAUUGAUGCUGAAAAUAUAUUCAUGUCUAUGCACAGAGAGACUGAUCAUGACACUAAAAGAAUCUAUUGUUACUUAUUUAAACUUCUCCGUAAAUGUAUUCAAACUCACUCUCAGCCAAAAAUAGAAGGGCCUCUUGGUCAGCCACCAUUUGAAAAGCCCUCGAUAGCAAAAGCUAUUACAAACUUUGUUCUGUACAAAUUUAACUCUUUGCCGCAAAGAGAAUGGCAAACAAUGUAUGACUUAGCCAAAAUGUUCCUACAUUGCCUGAAUCAUUGGAAUAUUGAUUCUCCUGGCAUCAAAAAAUUGGAAGUAUCAGACCCAGAAGAGUUAUCUACUUACCAAAUCAAUUAUACCAGGUGGUUAGUAUUCUGCCACGUGCCGGCGUUCUGCGACGCGCUGCCGCACUUCGACACGACGCUGGUGUUCGGGCGGACGAUGCUGCGCGCGGUGUUCAAGUCUGUGUGCCGACAGCUCAUGGACAAGUGCCACUUGGAGAGGGACCGCAUGCCGCCGGAGAAGCGGGUGUUGGUUCUCAAUCACUUCCCAAUAUUCCUGAGUCUUCUAGAGGAAGAAAUUUUCAACAGCGAGUCGCCGAUAUGGAACUUGGACUACAAACAAAUGCCAACAGCUCAACUACAAGCUAUUCUCGAUAAUAAGUCGCCGGGUAGACGCGGCGAGUUUGAACGAGUUACACCAUCAGGCGAAAGCAAAGAUGGCUUCACAACUAUUUCAUUGUCUUCCGGUUCAAUAAAGCAGGAGGGCGGCAAGCGCGUGGCGGAGUCCCGCAGCGACGCCGGCGGCAAGCGACGGCGGCUGGACGACGCCGACGACGUCAGCGAGCGGACCGUCGCCGAGAUCGUCGCCACCAUCACCGACCCCAACUACAUGUGCGGGCCCGACGCUCUAUUCCAAAUGCAAGCGCCGAGAGAUGAGGCGGCCAAGUUGGAAGAGCAGAGGAAACUCAUAGAGUUCCACGUCAUUGGCAACUCCUUGACCGGGCCGGUUAAUAAGCAGACCAUGCUGUGGCUUAUAGGUUUACACAAUGUAUUUUCGCACCAGCUGCCCGAAAUGACGAAGGAGUACAUAUCUCAAUUAGUUUUUGAUCCUAAACACAAAACCCUGGCUCUCAUUAAAGAAGGAAGACCGAUUGGUGGAAUUUGCUUCCGAACAUUUUAUUCACAGGGUUUCAGUGAGAUCGUGUUUUGCGCGGUGACGUCCAACGAGCAGGUGAAGGGCUACGGCACGCACCUCAUGAACCAUCUCAAGGACUACCACAUACGGGCCAACAUACUGCACUUCCUUACCUUCGCUGACGAGUUCGCUAUAGGUUACUUCAAGAAGCAAGGGUUCAGCAAGGACAUAGCGUUGCCCCGCGCGAUGUACGGCGGCUACAUUAAGGACUACGAGGGCGCCACGCUCAUGCACUGCGAGCUCAACCCGCGCAUCGUGUACACACACUUCACCGCUGUCAUACGACGACAGAAGGAGAUUGUAAAGAAACUCAUCGACUUGCGACAAAAAGAGGUGCGGAAAGUACACCCCGGACUCACCUGUUUCAAAGACGGUGUCCGCAGCAUACCUGUAGAGAGUAUACCUGGUGCGCGCGAGGCGGGCGUGCGAGCGACGCGCGCGGCCCCGCCCCCUGCCGACUUUGACCCCGCCCCGCUGCGGCAGGUGCUUACUGCGGUGAAGAACCACGCGGCGGCGUGGCCGUUCGUGAAGCCGGUGGACAAGGCGGAGGUGCCGGACUACUACGACCACAUCAAGUAUCCCAUGGAUCUGCGCACGAUGGGCGAGCGACUCAAGGCGCGCUACUACGUGUCGCGGCGGCUGUUCGUGGCGGACAUGACGCGCAUCUUCACCAACUGCCGUCUCUACAACUCCCCCGACACGGACUACUACCGGUGCGCCAACACCCUUGAGAAGUACUUUCAGGCGAAGAUGAAGGAGGCGGGGCUGUGGGACAAAUGAUCCAGGUACACCUUCGUCGAGCUCAUCAUGCGCGACCUCACCGACCCCGCCCCCGGCCCCGCCCCCCGCCCCGCCUCAGGCCCGGCCCCUUACGCCAGAGAUGAGUAAACGACAGCCCUGGAUUUAUGUAAAGGCAGCAUAGGCUAUGACCUAUGGGCGGCAACGUCCUAUGAUGGCGGCAGAGUUCGUACAUAAGGGCGGCGAAAGUGGCCUAUACUCAUAAAAAUUAAUAAUCCGGCCCUGGUGAACGAUAUAGAUAAAGUUGUGUGUGUAAUGUUGAGUGAUUGUGGAAAAACAGUGUAAACUUUUGUGUUAAAAAAUUUUGGAGGAUGUGGUUGAAACUUGAAACCCACUUGUAAGAUUAUUAUUGAUAUCUUAUUGAUAUUCAGGUGAAAGGGCUAGUUUAAAUGGAGUAAGGACUGUUUUAUGCUACUAAUGAGGAAAAUCUUUUUUUGUUUUGCAGUAAUAAUGUUCUAAAAUAUUUUAUUUAGGGUAUACUAGGGCAGAGACCGGCAGAGUCGAAGCGCAUCGAAGCGAAUUAUUAAAACUGAACAUAACAAA